AUGUCGCUCUCGCAGGCAGAGGAAGCCGCCAUCGGCCGAGCCGUCGAUUCCAGGGAGUCGGUUCUCACCCAGGCCGCCGCACGCGUCUAUCUGGCCAAAGGCAACCCGGGGCAGUGGCGAUACGAGAUAACCGGGGCAGCAAUACUGGUCCGUGGAGAGAACGGAUCCCGCAGCAUCAAAGUGAUGUCGGUCGAGAGCCAACAGAUCCAGUGGCAAACGCCUCUUCAAGACGACGCCGAGUAUCUCGAGGAUCGCCCGUAUUUCCACAGCUUUCCCAGCGACAAGCACCAGUGCAUGGUUGGUCUCUCGUUUGCAAACGAAUCCGAGGCCAAGACGUUCCUCAAGCAGGUGCAGCUCAAGGAUUACGAGGACAAGCCGUCCCAGCCCGUCGCAAGGGCCCCUUCAACGACAGGCAGAGCACCCCCGCCUGCAGUACCAUCGAAUCCGCCGCCUGUGGAAAUCUCUCGGCUUGGAGCGCCGGCUCUGACCCCACAGCGGCUGUCUACGACCAACGCUGGUGCUUCGAGGAACGAUGGCUACCUCGCGCCGACGGGACAAGCUCCCAUCAGCAAGAGUAUGAGCACCCCUAAUCGAAGCGAUAGCAGCCAAAGCCUCAGCAAGCAGGCCAAGGACAGCGGCGGCGGUGGAUUCUUUUCAAUGGGCAAGAAGAACGACAGCAAAGGCGGCAAGAACAAGUCCCAAAAGGUCACCAAAGAAAUGAUUAGCGGCCCAAGUAACUUUGAGCAUAUUUCCCAUGUUGGAUUCGACAAGCAAAAGGGGUUCACGACACAAAACAUUCCUCAGGAAUGGAAGCUUGUGUUUGAAAAGGCGGGCAUCACCGAGCAGCAGUACAGGGAAGACAAAAAAAUCAGGAAAGCAGUCAACAAGUUCAUGAAGGAGCACGGCGACGAAAUUGCACUCCAGAGCCAGACUGCGACAGCACCUCCUCCGCCAACCCGAGCCGCGCCAGCGGCAGGAGGCCCUCCUCCUCCGCCUCCUCCCCCUGGACCACCACUUCGAGCACCCGACAGCGACGAACGAAGCGGAUCCGCAUCAACGCCUGUGCUGCGGACUGCCAGGAGCGAGUCUACGCCAGACUCGCGCAACCAGUUGUUGGAUGCCAUCCAGCAAGGAACCAAGCUACGGUCAGUGCAUGACCGCCAGGUCUCGGCACCAGCCCCGGAACCUGCCAAGGACGUGGGUGAUCUGGCAGCGAUUCUGAAGGCCGCGCUGCAGAACCGAAACCAGGUUAUGGCAGACUCCUCCGACGAAGACGAAGAAGACGAAGAAGAAGACUGGAGCUAGAACUGCGCCGGGGGGCGGGGCACGACGCCAGGAGUCGCUUGAGGAGCUGAAUGCACUGCAUCAAACUGAAGAGAAAACGAGAACGCUGCGAUUGUAUCGCCGACACUGGCUUUCUUUGGAUAUGAAUAUACACGCCUCCGUUGCCAUCCACUCUGCCAUCCACGUUGAUAGGCGCUGCAGUGUGGAAUUGUG
Messenger RNA from Polychytrium aggregatum, 1497 nucleotides. RefSeq lists its product as uncharacterized. NCBI's taxonomy places the organism in Eukaryota, Fungi, Chytridiomycota, Chytridiomycetes, Polychytriales. The record is from RefSeq and is a predicted model, not a curated record. Gene Ontology annotation, molecular function: actin binding. The coding region runs from base 1 to 1305 and encodes 434 amino acids. The transcript is spliced from 7 exons. Gene Ontology annotation, biological process: actin filament organization.